UUUACACACUUGAAAAUCUCUCUAAUCAGAUUCUAAAAAAAACCCACAUUUCUCUCUCUCUCUCCCAUUUUUCUCUCUUCUCCUAUAUAGUUCUCUCUAUUUAUUUCUACAGAAAUAAAUGUCCGUGAUUUGAAGAGAGAGAGAGAGAAAGAGAGAAGGGAUUAGAUGUUGAAGACUUGAGAUAGUUGAUUUUCUGGAGAGCAAGAAAGAAGAAGAAUAAAAAGCUUAACCAGAGAACCAACAAUGGCUGUCAGCACUUCUCCUUGCCUCUCCGGUAAUGAGAAAAAGCACUGGUGGCUUAGUAAUCGAAAGAUUGUGGAUAAGUAUUUGAAAGACGCGAGGAACCUCAUUGCUACCCAAGAACACAGCGAUAUCGCUUCGGCUUUGACUCUCCUCGACGCGGCUCUGGCCCUCUCGCCGCGGCUGGAGCAAGCGCUCGAGCUCAAAGCCAGGUCUCUGUUAUAUCUCCGGCGGUUCAAGGACGUGGCGGACAUGCUUCAGGACUACAUUCCGAGCCUGAAAAUGGCUUACGACGACUCGGGCUCUGAGAACUCAUCUCAGCAGCUUUCUAGAGAGCGAGUCAAGCUUUUAUCUUCUUCCUCGUCCGACUCAUCGGACGGUCGUGAUCCUUCUUUCAAGUGCUUCUCCGUCUCCGACUUGAAGAAAAAGGUCAUGGCCGGACUCUGUAAAAGUUGCGAGCAAGAAGGGCAAUGGAGAUAUUUGGUAUUAGGCCAAGCUUGUUCUCACCUCGGUCUAAUGGAAGACGCCAUGGCUCUUCUCCAAACCGGAAAACGCCUCGCCAGUGCCGCAUUCCGCCGCGAAAGCAUAUGUUGGUCGGAAGACAGCUUUUUCCUCUCGAACUUCCCUCUCUCCGGCGAAGUCUCAUCCACCAACAACCGACCAGCCUCGCCGCCACAAUCCCUCUCCGAAUCAGAAAACGUAAACCAACUUCUCAGCCAUAUAAAGCUCCUCCUCCGCCGUCGCACGGCUGCAAUAGCAGCCCUCGACGCGGGUCUCUACUCCGAGGCCAUCCGGCACUUCAGCAAGAUCGUCGACGGGCGCCGUGGCGCUCCCCAAGGCUUCCUUGCCGAGUGCUACAUGCACCGCGCGUCUGCAUACAAAUCCGCAGGCCGAAUCGCCGAGGCCAUUGCUGACUGUAACAGAACCCUCGCUCUCGACCAGAGCUGCAUUCAAGCUCUCGACACCAGGGCUUCGUUGCUCGAAACGAUCCGUUGCUUACCCGAUUGCUUACACGAUCUCGAGCACUUGAAGCUUCUCUACAACACCAUUUUACGCGACCGGAAGCUCCCCGGUCCUGUCUGGAAACGCCACAACGUUAGAUACCAAGAAAUACCCGGGAAGUUAUGUGCUCUAACAACCAAAAUCCAAACCCUCAAACAGAGAGUGGCUUCUGGUGAAACCGGGAAUGUGGAUUACUAUUCUUUGAUUGGGCUUAGACGAGGGUGUUCGAGGUCGGAGCUCGAGAGAGCACAUCUCUUGCUGUGUUUGCGGCACAAGCCGGAAAAGGCUACUGGGUUUAUCGAACGGUGUGAGAUUUCUCAUGAUGGUGAUGUUGAUUCGAUCAGAGAUAGAGCUAAGAUGUCUGCUUUGUUGCUGUAUAGAUUACUUCAGAAGGGUUAUUCGAGUGUGAUGAGUGCUAUUAUGGAUGAAGAGGCUGCCGAGAGACAGAGGAAGAAGGCUGCAGCGGCUCUCCAAGCAGCUCAGGCUGCUGCGACGGCGGCUGCAGCAAUUCAUGUACAGCAAGCACAGGAACCGUCGUCGGAAUCUUCUGAAUCAGAAUCAGAUGAUUCCAGCCUUAAUAAUAAUGAUAAUAAUAGUAACAACAAUAAUAAUUCUUCGAAUGUAUUCCAAGGAGUGUUUUGCCGAGACCUGGCUGCGGUUGGUAGUUUGUUGUCUCAGGUGGGGUUCAAUCGUCCUAUUCAAGUCAAGUAUGAAGCUCUGAGCUGCUGAGGUCCGAUUCAAAUUCUGGGGUUUAGCCAUUAAGCAUUACCGGCAAUGGGAUUCUCUUCUCUUCUUUUCUCUCUCUCUCUCUUUCUCUUUCUCUCAUCUCACUCUUUGUACAAAAGAAAAGAAAAACCAAGCCAAAAAAAGAAAUACCUUGCCGGGAAAUUUUGUCACCCUAUUCUCUUUUCUUAUUUCUCGUAUCUAUUGUUACUAGUACUACUACUACUAUAUCUACAUGUACAGAUUUCAGACCGAAUUUUCUUCUUUUGGAUUUUUACUUUAGCUUAUAUGUUUUUACUU
Messenger RNA from Humulus lupulus (European hop), 2265 nucleotides. RefSeq lists its product as uncharacterized. Gene Ontology annotation, molecular function: protein binding. The transcript is spliced from 3 exons. The record is from RefSeq and is a predicted model, not a curated record. NCBI's taxonomy places the organism in Eukaryota, Viridiplantae, Streptophyta, Magnoliopsida, Rosales, Cannabaceae. Bases 244 to 1971 code for a protein of 575 amino acids.